Molecule: messenger RNA, 1747 nt
Organism: Jaminaea rosea
Lineage: Eukaryota; Fungi; Basidiomycota; Exobasidiomycetes; Microstromatales
Product: ERG4/ERG24 ergosterol biosynthesis protein
Exons: 2
Coding region: 143-1738 (531 amino acids)
Biological process (GO): ergosterol biosynthetic process
Cellular component (GO): endoplasmic reticulum membrane
Molecular function (GO): Delta24(24-1) sterol reductase activity
Source: RefSeq, a predicted model, not a curated record
UUCUCGUCGACCAAUCCACUCUUUCGCAUCGCCUUCUUCUCACCCACCCCUUGUCAUCCCUCUUGUCAUCCCCUUCAUUCUGUCCCCCUUCGUUGGCGCUCACAACCCAUCCACAUCUUCCUCAUCUUCUGACACAACGGACAUGGCCAGGAAAAAGGCCUCGUCGUCCAACGCUGCCGCCGGCACGUCAUCUGCAAUCAAUGGCAACGGCGUAAGCCACGACGAGCAAGUAGCCGCCGCCAAGGAGCAGCACAGCAUCAUCAAGGAUGCUCAGCAGAAGCCAUGGAAGCACGCCUACUUUAAGCCGGACCUGAGCGACCCGCAGAUCGUCGGCGGCUCAAAGGAAACUGCCUUGGUCAAUUACAAUCCCGGAAUCGUCAUUUCUGAACAGGGCCGUGCCAAAGACAAGAAGCUCGAUGAGCAUGAGGGAUGGGAGUUUGGUGGACCGUGGGGCGUAACCGCUAUGAUGACACUCUUUCCGCUUCUCAUGUACUACCUUUGGAUCUGCUUGUGGUUCUACGAUGGCCAAAUCAUCGUUCCCAAGAGCAUCGAUCAGAUUGGUCCCUUCUUCCAUAAGCUAGGCAAGCACAUCUACGAUGACGCCUUCCCCACUCCUCGAGCCCUCUUAGGGUACAGCGGCCUCGUCGUCUUCCAGUUUCUCCUCGCUGUCGUCAUGCCCGGAUACGAGCAGGAAGGCCUGCCCGUCCCUUCGCUCAACUACAAGACGCUCACCUACAAGUGCAACGCCUUGUCGUCCUUCUACGCCACGCUCGUCACCUGCGCUGUGCUCCACUCGACGGGAAUCUACCGACUCACGACGAUCAUCGACCACUUUGGAGAAUACAUGACCGUCUCCAUGAUCUGGGGCUUCGGUGUCUCCUUUGCCACAUACUUCCACGCCGUCGUGACCAACACGACGCACAGGAUGUCGGGCAAUUUUGCUUACGACUUGUUCAUGGGCGCCUCCCUCAACCCGCGGAUCGGGCGUGUUGACCUCAAGAUGUGGGCAGAGGUGCGCAUCCCGUGGGUGCUCCUCUUCCUCAUCUCAGUCUCUGGUGCUUGCCGUCAGUACGAGUCGUACGGCUAUGUGACGCCCAACAUGGCCUUCAUGGUCCUUGCUACCGGCCUCUACAUCAAUGCGUGCGCCAAGGGCGAAGAGUGCAUCCCGCAGACUUGGGACAUGUUCCACGAGAAGUGGGGCUUCAUGGUCAUCUUUUGGAACUUUGCCGGCGUGCCCUUCACCUACUGCUACUCUAUCGUCUACAUGGCUGCCCACCCUCCUCACUAUUACCGCUUUUCCACUCCGACCUACAUCUUCCUUUACUCGCUCCUCAUCACCGUCCACUACAUCUUCGAUUCGAGUAUGGCCCAGAAGUCGCGCUUCAGGAUGCAGCGUCAGGGCAACCUCAAGGUUCGCUGGGCCUUCCCUCAGUGGCCCUGGUCCACCCUCGAGAACCCGCGCUACCUUCAGACGGAGCACGGCAAUGCCUUGCUCAUCGAUGGGUGGUGGCAAUUUGCCCGCAAGAUCAACUACACGGCUGACUGGACACAGUCCUUCCUCUGGGGAGCUAUUGCCGGGCUGUCGUCGCCUAUCCCGUACUUUUAUCCGCUCUUCUUCCUUGCCGUGCUUACGCACCGCUGUGGGAGGGACUUCGAGCGCUGCCAUCGCAAGUACGGUAAGGACUGGGAGAAGUACUGCGAGAUUAUUCCGUACAGGUUCAUUCCUUACGUGUACUGAGGAGGGGGU